Messenger RNA from Trifolium pratense (red clover), 3277 nucleotides. RefSeq names its product ribosome-recycling factor-like. Lineage: Eukaryota; Viridiplantae; Streptophyta; Magnoliopsida; Fabales; Fabaceae. The record is from RefSeq and is a predicted model, not a curated record. Gene Ontology annotation, molecular function: ribosomal large subunit binding. Gene Ontology annotation, biological process: translation. The transcript is spliced from 9 exons. The coding region runs from base 2119 to 2985 and encodes 288 amino acids. Gene Ontology annotation, cellular component: mitochondrion.
AUACUUCUCUUCUCUUUGGUUUCUUCGUCCCUGCAGUGCACUAAGCUGCACCGCCACCUCCGCCCAGUCGCCCACCACAGCCGGAACCGUCGGCUAAGUGACCCUUCUUCAAUUCAAGUUUCCGAUCUCAGUUUGUGAUAAAGAAAUCGUUCCACUUGGAUUCAAGCACUCUCUCGGUCUCAUCAUCGCAGGUAUUCCACAAAACCCUCCAAAUUCUAUUCCUUCAUUAUUCUUCUUCUUCAACUAUCUUUCUUCAUCAAGGUUUCUUAAAACUGAGAACAAAAUCUAAGAAUCAAUAUGUGAAAUGUGACUUUGAGGGAUAACAUUUUUUUUGUGCAAUUAUUUAUUUGCUAUGGUAUAUGAUUCUUAGAUUAUUUCAGCAACACUCUUCUGUAAAAACGUACCUGGUUCUGAAACCCAAUUUGAAUUUCAAUCUCUAGGUUCAUAUUAUUUCCCUUUAUUUGAUUGAUUAGUUGAUUUAUAUUUAUGAGUUGUGAUUCGUUUUUCUUUUUCAAUUUUACUUUGAAUAUUAUUAAUAGUUUUUCUUGUAUAGAUUAAUGAUAGUAAUUGGUUUUGUCUUAGUUGGUUAGCAAUUACUAUGAUAAUGAUACGAUGUAGCUUAACCUAGCCGCCCCUAGGCACUACGGGGGACAUCAUUGCAUUGUGAUUUUGAGUAGCGGCUGUAGCCUGUAGCACCACUAAUAGUGGUCAGAUUGCGGCCAAUUAGUGUCUACUAUAGCAAAAUUCUUGCAAAAUUUGCUUUUAUAAAUGUGUUCAAUAUGUUCAUAAAAUCAUGAGCUUUGAAGUUUAGUCUUAAUUUUUUGUUAUAUUUUUGUAGGGAUAAUUUUCAAAUAUAGAUUAAAAACAGUAAAAUUUAUGUAGAAACUAAACUUGAAAGGUUGUGAUAUUGUAGGGACUUAAAAAUCCUAUUUAACCCUUAAAUUAUUGUAAACAACUAACUAACUGUUGACUUAGUGGUGCCUAUGACUGCAUUUUCAUUGUACAAAAGUCUAUGUGGCCUUAGGCCUUUGUUAAACACCUUCACUGAAAUUGAGUUGUGAAACUAAGAUCGGGAUGGUUUGAUUUGAAGAAUUAGGGUUCGAUUUAGCAUGGUAAAAGCAUUCGAGUCUGGCAUUUGUUAGGUUUGCAGUUUUGAUUCUGGGUUUAUGAAGGUAAAUAAAUAGCAUUCGAGUAGCAUUCUGUUCUGGCCUUCUGGGUUUGUGACUUAUGCUAAUAGGUCUGAUUGUUAUUUCAGUUUUGAUAACAAAAUAGCUCUGAUUUUAAGAGUGAAAAUUAUAUUCUGAACUUAUCAAAACUCAUGUUUAAGAAACUUUAGAUAUAUGAGUGAAAAUCACUUCUUUAUUCUUAAUUAUAUUAUGUUAUGAAGAAUGAUACAUUAUGUUCUUUAUUCUUAAUUAUAAUAUUAUAUUCUUGACAACUGAGUUGUAGAUACUGAGUUGUUUGUGACUCUAUAGGUAGUGCUUGUGAUUCAUGUUUUUCAUAUGUCCGUGUUUCAUAGCUUACUCAACAUUGACUUGAAAAAUGUUAGAGAUAAGGAAUUUAAAUUUGUAUUAACACCACAUAACAUCAUAAGGUAAGAGAUUGGAUAUGUAUCACAUAGAGUAUGGAUAUAUGCAAUAUAGAUAAAGAGUUAGAUGAACAAUGAUAUAAGGUAAGUUAUUGUAAUCUUAAAUUGAUAUAAUGUAAGUAGAAAGCAAUGUAACAAUAGGGGUUUAUAUAGGGGAAGAGAGAUAAUAAUGGUAAUAAUAAUAAUAAUUAAGGAUGUAUAUUUUGUGAACUAAGAAUAUAUGAUUAGGUGCAAGGUGAGAAUAACCAUGUAUGAUGGUAGCAAUGAGGGGAUGUGAUUCACUAUAAUAGUAUAAGGUGUAGGGAUUGGAAGUACUUAGUUUAGUGUAUGAAAGUUUAAGUUGAACAUGAGUGUCUAAUCUAUCUUUAAAGUUUUUGAGCUAUAAGCUACAAUUUUGUGCUUCUUUUUAUUAGGAGUCCAAUUUAUAAUAUUAGAACAAGGCCUCCAAAUUGUUUGAGACAUCCCUGAAUUUAUGUUAUUGUUACCAUUGAAAUGUUCAUAAUUUAGGAUCAGAAUAUUUGCACGAGUUCAUGUACUCAUGUUUGUUAUUAUUAUUGAUCAACAGGGCAAGAUUAAGAUUAGAAUUAAACAAGUAUAUGAUGGCUGGCUACAUUAUUAGACGAGCAUUCUCAUGCCGUAAUUUGUUUCGCCUCCGAACCUCUGCUCUUAGCGUUUGUGAAAAUUCCCCCGUUAAACUUUGUACAUCUGAUGAUAGCAGUAGAGUCUAUACUCUUACAACUAUGCCUAAUUUUAUCAUGGAAAGUCGCAGAGCCUUUGCCAAAGGCCGAAAGUCGAAGGUUUUAGAGGAUGAAGGAAGUGUUAGUACAGUUGAAGUUCCAACAAACGUUGGCCCUAUUAUUAAGGCAAGUGCUGUCUCACAGAUGGAGGCUGCAAUGGCUGCAUUAUCUGUUGAACUAAGCAAACUACGAACAGGAAGAGCAUCUCCAGGAAUGCUUGAUCACAUUAUUGUAGAAACUGGUGGUGUCAAGAUGCCUUUGAAUCGGAUUGCUCUUGUUUCGGUUCUAGAUCCUAAAACCUUAUCUGUUAAUCCUUAUGAUCCUGAGACACUUAAACAAUUAGAGAACGCCAUUGUUUCAUCUCCAUUGGGAUUAAAUCCUAAAACAGAUGGUGAAAGAUUGAUUGCUGUCAUUCCACCGUUAACCAAAGAGCAUAUGCAGGCUAUGAAUAAGUUGGUGACUAAAUCUUGUGAGGAUACUCGGCAAAGCAUUAGAAGAGCUCGACAAAAGGCAAUGGAUGCCAUCAAGAAAUUGAACUCCAGUCUUCCCAAGGAUGACAUAAAAAGAUUGGAAAAAGAAGUUGAUGAUUUGACGAAGAAAUUUAUCAAGUCUGCGGAAGAUGUAUGCAAGGCAAAGGAGAAGGAAAUUAGUCAAGGUUGAGAUGUAGUGUUUUUCUAGAUUUUGUGGGUAGGUUUCACUAAAUCAUCUAAUUUAUUCUGCUGGGGCCUGAAAUUUUAUCUGGUCUAAGCUAAAGCUGAGUAUCAUUUAACUAGUCAUUAUAUUUUGUUAGUACAACAGUAUUAGAUAAAAAGGAUUUCUCAUUCUCAACCUGUGGGUUUGGAGUUGUUGCAUUAGUGCAGGCUGCUAUGUAAUGUUUUUGAUUAAACAUUUUGUGUUUAUGGUUGCUACUCCCCUUGUUGGUCCUAAUUUGUGAAUGUUCCGUUUUGUCACA